This is a messenger RNA of Agrilus planipennis (emerald ash borer), 534 nucleotides long. RefSeq lists its product as uncharacterized. The coding region runs from base 1 to 534 and encodes 177 amino acids. The record is from RefSeq and is a predicted model, not a curated record. Lineage: Eukaryota; Metazoa; Arthropoda; Insecta; Coleoptera; Buprestidae. Gene Ontology annotation, molecular function: nucleic acid binding. The transcript has a single exon.
AUGCUAAACGAUCCCAGUAAUAUUUCAGCAAUAAAAAAUACUUUAAACGAGGUUGGCGUAACAUGGCAUCUUAUUCCUGCCCGUUCUCCACAUUUCGGUGGACUUUGGGAGGCGGGUGUCAAAUCUGUGAAACGGCAUUUGAUGCGAGUUGGCAGUCAAACGUCUUUAACUUACGAAGAAUAUAAUACUCUUCUAAUACAGAUUGAAGCGAUACUAAAUUCACGCCCUAUUUCUCCAUUAUCAAAUGACCCUAAUGACCCUAAUCCUUUAACUCCAUCUCACUUUUUAAUCGGUCGCACUCUUACUUCCUUGCCGGAGCCAUCACUAGCUGAUGUAAGCGACAACCGUCUGAGCAAAUUCGAACAUGUGCAGAAAAUCAAGCAGCAUUUCUGGAAGCGGUGGAGCAAGGAAUAUGUGAGCGAGCUCCAAUCCAGGACGAAAUGGAAGCAACAGCAAGAGGCUUUACUGCAAGAGGGUGCUCUAGUAGUGCUAAAGGAGGACAAUCUGCCUCCUCUAAAAUGGCGGCUCGGAUGA